CUCUUCAAACAAACCCCAAAUCACUCGUCUCUUCAUCUCUCUCGCUUCUCUCAUUCGAUCGCCGCCAUGUUCCGCCACGCAUCUCGCUUGCUGAUCCGAGCCGCUGCCGGAGAAGGUGGCGCCCAUGGCCGGACGGCUGCCGUGGCAUCCUCCAGGGCCUUCUCGAGUGAGGUCCCGGCAGCGCCGGUGCAGGACCCGGCGUUUAUUGAGGCUUGGAAGAAGGUGGCUCCCAACAUUGAACCUCCUAAGACUCCGCUCGAAUUCUUGAAGCCUCGUCCUCCGACGCCUUCAACGAUCCCCUCUAAGCUCACCGUCAACUUCGUUCUUCCCUACCAGUCCGAGAUCUCCAGCAAGGAGGUUGAUAUGGUCAUCAUACCAGCUACAACUGGGCAAAUGGGUGUUCUUCCAGGACAUGUUGCCACAAUAGCAGAGCUCAAGCCCGGGCUUCUCUCCGUCCACGAGGGGACUGAAGUGACCAAGUACUUUGUGAGCAGUGGCUUUGCUUUCAUCCAUGCAAACUCUUUUACAGAUAUUGUGGCCAUUGAGGCCGUCCCCAUUGACCGCAUUGAUCCCGACCUGGUCCAGAAGGGGCUCACAGAGUUCACCCAGAAGCUCAGCUCAGCCACAACCGAUUUGGAGAAAGCCGAGGCUCAGAUCGGUGUUGAUGUUCACAGUGCAAUGAAUGCCGCCUUGUCUGGAUGAUUUUGUUCGAGUAACUUCUCACAUUAAACCAUGCGAGCUCAUGGAUUUGAGGUGAAAUAAAUUUGUGUAUUGCACUUCAUAGAUUAUGUGACUUUGAUGCUCUCUUAUUUUGUUGGUGAAUCAAUGGAACUUUCUUGUGUUGGUUGGCCAAAGGUGGACUUAUUCUGCAUUUUGUAGCUGAUGCAGUGCCCAUGAAAACUUUAUUCUUGUUUUUUUAGUUUUUCAUUUCCAAUAUGAUGGGAAUGGAUUUGUGAACAUUGCAUUUGUGCAUCCCUUAAUAAUGGAAAAACAAUUUCAGUUUAUUCA
Molecule: messenger RNA, 1008 nt
Organism: Dioscorea cayenensis subsp. rotundata (Guinea yam)
Lineage: Eukaryota; Viridiplantae; Streptophyta; Magnoliopsida; Dioscoreales; Dioscoreaceae
Product: ATP synthase subunit delta', mitochondrial
Exons: 2
Coding region: 67-702 (211 amino acids)
Biological process (GO): proton motive force-driven ATP synthesis
Molecular function (GO): proton-transporting ATP synthase activity, rotational mechanism
Source: RefSeq, a predicted model, not a curated record